Messenger RNA from Conger conger (European conger), 3502 nucleotides. Its product is annotated as josephin-1-like. Gene Ontology annotation, biological process: protein deubiquitination. The transcript is spliced from 5 exons. The coding region runs from base 872 to 1588 and encodes 238 amino acids. The record is from RefSeq and is a predicted model, not a curated record. Gene Ontology annotation, molecular function: cysteine-type deubiquitinase activity. Lineage: Eukaryota; Metazoa; Chordata; Actinopteri; Anguilliformes; Congridae.
CGUUCUGCGCACGCUUGCGUUUCGCGAAGCUGUUCAGUUUCUAGUGAGAGCAAAAAGGGAAAAGCAUAUAGACAGGAAUAAAAACAUCAAAACGGACAGGAGGCGAAUUUCUAUAGAAAGGUGCUGUGCUGGGGACCUGGACAAACGGCUGAGGAUUCCUGUGUUAGGGUGCCAGAAGCGUAUAUUUGCUAAGAUCUUUCGGGCGGAUUCCUUCGGUAAUGGUGCCUCCGGCCUGCCGGGUGAAGGGGGAGAGGCUGCAGUCCAAGCAGGGCAGCCCUGCGCUCUGACUGCAGCGGACUCCUCUGCAGCGCCUCACUGCGAUCGCCUUCUCCAGGAGCCGCGCAGACGUGGUUUUUUCGUGUUGGAAGGCGUCCCGGGGGACCGGCACAAUGGAAAGAACUGCUGGGCUGUGAGGUUGGGCACAUCCAGCGGGGAGCUAUGGAGAGGGAGAGCGAGAAGGAGGAAGUGAAAAGCAAGGAAAAUGUUUUUCUUUUACACGGCGCUCUUUUCUUCCUUCAGAUUUCUCUUGCCUAUUGUACAUGCUGACCUCUUUUCUCGUCUGCCAGACUUCCAUGCCGUUGCUUUGCCUCUCUGUUAAUAUUUUCCACUGUAUUUUUCGGACUUUUUUGUAGUCAUAACAUUUCCCUUUUUAACACUUCAAAGGAAACAAGAAACCCCCCAAAAAGAACAGUCCGCUUCUUUUUUUUUUUCUUCUUCUGCCCGUGUUUUGAUUGGACAAUAGCUGGGGGGGGUGAAGGUGUUGGCUUCCAUUGGCUGUUAACCCCCUCCCCCUCCCCUUGCUUCCACCCCUCACCCUGGCACUUGUGGAUGGUUGCCGUGGGCACGGUUGCUGUGGCACGGGGGGUCGGUGAUGGGGAGUGUCCCGGGUUCAGGGAAGGGGAGGGGGGGGCGGGCGCUGGCAGGCCUGGGCUGCAUGCCCUGGAAGGUGAGCAAGCUGAAAGGGGGCGUGGCAGGGGGGUGUAGCGCGGAGGGAGACGGGACCGGAGCCCCAGGCCCCGCCCCCUCCCUGGCCCCGCCCCCGCCCCCGCCAAUCUACCACGAGAAGCAGCGGCGGGAGCUGUGCGCUCUGCACGCGCUCAAUAACGUCUUCCAGGACGGGGCGGCGUUCAGCAGGGACACGCUGCAGGACAUCUUCCAGAGACUCUCCCCCAAUACGCUUGUGACGCCACACAAAAAGAGUAUGCUGGGAAAUGGCAACUAUGACGUCAACGUGAUCAUGGCCGCCCUACAGAUGCGCGGGUUUGAGGCGGUGUGGUGGGACAAGAGGAGGGACGUCGGCAGCAUCGCCCUGCCCAACGUGAUGGGCUUCAUCCUCAACGUGCCCUCCAACCUGCGCUGGGGCCCCCUACGCCUCCCCCUCAAACGCCAGCACUGGAUUGGGGUUCGAGAGGUGGGGGGCAUCUACUACAACCUGGACUCGAAGCUGCGCUGCCCCCACGUCAUCGGCCCGUCUGAAGAGCUCAGGAAGUUCUUGCAAAACCAGCUACGAGGGAAGAACUGUGAACUUCUAUUGGUUGUGCCAGAAGAGGUGGAAGCACAGCAGACCUGGAGGACGGACAGCUGUUGACCCUUUGAUCUUCACUGGCAAGUGGACUAAGCGGAUGGGGGUGUGGCUAAUGCCCAGCAGCCAGUCUGAGAAUGGGUGCGGAUUGAAAUUAAGCCAAUCGAGAUGAAGCGCAGAGGCCAAAUUCUCUUUAUAUGUCCCUCUGUUGGACAACCGGACAAGACAAGUCAAAGGACAGGACAUCCAAAGGAACUCUAAAUGAAACGGACUCACAGAAACAAGGAACCAAUCUUUGAAAAUCUUGUUUGGUGUUUGGGGGGAAAAAAAAGAAAAAUCUUGUUUUGAAUCUUUUUAUUUUUUAUUUUUUAUGUUUCAUUUAUGUUGUAAGUGUUGGUGUUUUGAAAAUGGGAUUCUGACAGAAAUAUGACACUAUCAAAAAGACCAGUCCUGACCUUUUGUGUGACUGACCUUUCCUCUAAUUGUUCCCUUUUGUGUGCAUCUUUUUUUCUGACUUUAUCGGCUGUUCUGAUACUACCCCCCCCCCCCCCCUCCUCCCCUCCUCCUGCCUCUCUGCACUUCACAGCUCCUCCGUGUCCACACACAAGAUUGAAGGCACUGGCACGUUUUUUUUGCCAAGCGUGCAGUGUUAUUUCCUGGUAAAACCCGGAAACGAGGUCGACUCCUGCACGUGUAAUCACAUAGUGUGAAUACACACCGUAUUCUAGAAGCGUAACGUUACAUUGUGUCCCUCUUCGAUCGUUUGGAUGAAAUUAUAAUCGAAAGCAAAGUCUACCCACAGAUAUACAUGGCCUGGAGCAUACUGGAGUUUAAGAAGUAUAAAUUAUUACAUAAAAAAAUCAAUACGGGCCUGACAGACUGCCGUUACACUAGACCCCUCAGUAUUAUGUAACCACAUGGCAUGGAUGUGUAAACGGUUCAGAACAGGUUUGUUGUUAAGUUUAGUGUUGGUGUUUGGAUCAGGUGCGGAAGGAAAUGGAGAAAAAGAAAAGAAAGGCGAAAUUUGUUCCCCAUUUGUAACUUAAAGGUGCAGAAGUACUUGCAUGUAAGUUACUUGUCACUUGCGUACAUUGUUGCCUUUUAUUUACGCAUGAUUACUGCCCAGCUUCAUGCAAAAAUGAGACCACAUUUUGAAUGUGUAAGAACAUAGUCUGGCACAGUUUAAAUGCUGCACUUACACAUAAGUGAUUGUUAAUGUCCUUCUGUGGCAGACAAUUUGAGAGUUGUGACUUUUUUUUGUUUUUUGUUUUUAUUAUUACUGGUUUGCUCCUCUAAUUAGUAGUUUGUGAAUACAAUGAGCUGAUGGUUUCCAAUCUCGGUUAAUGUGGCACCAGUUUUAAAAAGCUGAAAUGGUAUGUAUUGACAAUUUCGGUUUAUCCGUGAAAUGUAAUGAACGUAAUGCAGGAUAAUGCAGGCUUUCUUUCCCAGGGGAGAAAGAAAAGGGGGUGACUUUUUCAGUGAACAACAGAAGCGGCACAUUUCAUUUUGGAAAUGUGAUUGUGGCAACAUUAAAAGAGAAAAGAUAAUCGCAUUAAGUAUGAAAAGGCCAAUGUGAAAAUGACUGAUUUAUGUGGAAUAUUAAUUUGGAUUCAGCACAGCUAUUUUAAAUAUAUAGGUAUAAAAAUAUGUACAUAUCCCCUUGUAAUGAUUCCCAAUGGUCAGGGUCAGUGUUUACACAUGUACAUAGAAAUUAUAAAUGGCCUGUAUUCUUCAUGUAUUUUGCUGUCUGCAUGUGGUACAUAAUGGGUAGAAAAAAAUAUUUUUUCACAUGGCACAUUGAAAAUCGGCUGGAUAUUAAUGCAUUGCCUAACUUUUUGCCAAGACAAUCCCCCCUCCCCACACCCCAUGGAAAUGAUUCUGAUUUGCCUCGCCUUCUUACCUUCUUAUUUAAGGAUCUCUUGAGUUGCAGUAAUGUGUUUGUUAUUGUUUUCCACAUUAAAUAAAAGUCUUUAUACUGUA